Molecule: messenger RNA, 5988 nt
Organism: Pocillopora verrucosa
Lineage: Eukaryota; Metazoa; Cnidaria; Anthozoa; Scleractinia; Pocilloporidae
Product: active breakpoint cluster region-related protein
Biological process (GO): positive regulation of GTPase activity; signal transduction
Cellular component (GO): membrane
Molecular function (GO): guanyl-nucleotide exchange factor activity; GTPase activator activity
Source: RefSeq, a predicted model, not a curated record
ACUGGACACUCCACUGAAAAGAUGAAAUUAUGAGGGCAGAGCUAGAUUGAGGAAAUUAUGGACUACAGAGAAGCCUUCUUAACUGCUUGGAGGGACUUUCAUCCGAAAGGCAAGCUUCCUGACACAGACUUUUUGCAAUUUUGUGAUUUUGAUGGAGAUUUCGCAUCUGACGAACAUGUUUUGGAGCGUUUCAAUUUGUGCAAUGAAAGACUUGAGGACGCUAUUCGCGUGUUUAAAAGCGAAGGAUUUAUUUUAAAAUGGCUCAGAGAGGUUCUUAACGUUAACAUCUCUAAAGGAAGAGAUUUAGAACUCGAAAGAGUGCUAAACGUGUUCUUUCCAUGCGAACUGAAUCAGCCUGUGUCGUGUCCGCAGGACAUUGCCUCGCCUUCCGUUGCCAUAGAAGACGUAAAAAAAUCGGAUCGGGACGGUUUUGAGAAGUCGUCCCCGCUUGAAGACGAAGAGAAAUAUUUAAACAAUACUUUUGCACCUGAUGAAGAGUGCAAGGAUUUUAGAAAAGACGCUAAAGUGAUAUUUCCUCCUCGUGACGAGCCAAAACUCGCUUUGGACGGAAGUGACGGGGAGUCGUGUUUCAACGACAACAUACAGGGGACGUCUGGGGUCGACUCUGGUAAAUUAUUUAGUAGCGAAAAUAAUGAAUUCGAUGAAGAGAAAAGCUCGUCACACGAUGGCAUUAAUAUAGCUGAGGGUAAUAAACUUUCCGCCAAUAACAAUACAGAAAAGGAAAGUGUAAACGAUGUCGGGUUAACAAGGAGAAAUGAUCAGAGAGACCCCACGGGUUCUUCAGAAGACGAAGAACCAGAAAUGGGGGACGAAACGCCAAAUUUAAAUUAUCCUGAACGAAAGAAACCAACUGGUCAUAGAAAUCGAGCUCUUGCCAGUGUGUUCUCACCUCUAGCGAAGGGGAUCAACAAAGCUAAAUCGAAAGGAAAGAGUUAUUUAACGCGUCCGUCCGGCCCAAAACAUAGGCGACAUGAUUCUCACGGCAGCACGACAAGUGGCGAUGAUGUGGACUUUUCAGAUCAUGCCGAAAGUAAAACUUCCGAAAAUCUUGAAAGUGAAAUUUUGUCAGAUUCUAACGAGGUUGAUGUGAAGUCACACGAUAUUUGUGCGGCAAAUCAGUUUAAUAUGGCAGAUGAAGGCGAUAGUUGUUUGGCUCCUAUCGAUCGAGGAAGUCAUGUUGACUUUACAAGACAGGGAUUCUCGGAGAACAAUGCUUUGGACAAGAAAGACUCAAUCUCUGAGGAAGACAGGUGCAAGAAAGAGAAGAUAGCUGAAACACCCGACGUAAUUAUCGAAGUUGUUGAUGAAUUGAUAUCCUACUUGGAAGGAAUCGAGGUCGUGAGUAGCGAUGAUCUCGAAGGGGAAUCGCCCCAUGCGUCUGAGGGAGAUGACUUUAUGCUAUUUGGCGGGGUAAUAAGACCACGGAAACCCCUACGAUCACGAAGACAACUCGAUUCCGUUCUCUCUGCGGGUAACGUUAGUUUGAUGAGCGCUGACUCUUGCAUGAGUCCAUGGGCUAUAGAUGUUGCUGUCUCUGAAAUGCAGUCAGCUGAUUCAUCAGAACAAGAAGACAAUGGAAAUGAUUCCAAUGAUGUCGGACCCACUGAGAGGGCUUCCCCUAGUCACCAUGUAAAAGAAAUAUCCAAGCAGCCAAAUGUGGAGGCUUCACCUCCACCUAUCAGACCUCCACGGCGUAGUAAGACUGAGAGGCGGUCCCGCACUGUAGGCUCACCAAAGAAACUAGGGCCAGUCAGUGCUGAUGAUGAUGAUGUCUUUGGAAAAGAUGACAAGGGAUAUGAGGGGGACUAUGACUCUCUCCCUCGUUUGCCAAAGAGGAGUGCUAGUGAGGUAGUUCGUCCUCGGAGCCAGGGUUCAGAAAAUGAAGAACUCAAGAAACUGCGCAAAGCAAGAGGGGCCCAUGUUGUUAUUGGAGAUCAUAGUGUUGAUUUUUCAUCUUCGCCUGUCCCUUCUCCUGGUGGAAGUCCUGCAAAACAUGUGGAUCCUGGUGCUGGAGACAAAGCUGAAAAGCUGCACAAGAGAAAGUGGGUUGUUGCUGGAGUGCUGGAUGGUGAGAAAGGAUAUUUGGAAUGUCUAAACUUAUUAUACAAACACAUGAAGCCUCUAAAGUUUUCCAUUGAAUCAUCACAUCCAAUCUUGACCUCAGUUGACUACAACAAGAUUUUCCACAAACUUGAUGAACUGCAUACUAUGCACAGUGCAUUUUAUAAUGAACUUGAGACACGUGUGUCACACUGGAGCGACCGUCACCUUAUAGGAGAUUUAUUUUUGAGUUUGGUGGAUCAGUUUGAUGUGUACAGAGAAUACAUAUCAAACUACAAUACUGCAAUGUCGACAGUACGUAAAUGCAAGGCAAGCAAUGAACAAUUCAACAACAUCUUUUCUAAGGAACUUAGAGUUCAAUCCAUUCAAGAAGUGACAACAUUAGAAGCUCUUUUCAACAAACCAGUGGAACGAGUUGGCCGCUAUAUUGCUGUCCUAAAGGACUUGAUCAAAGAAACUCCUGAGGAGCAUGCGGAUUUUGAACUUUUAACAAAUGUGUUGAACCAAACCAAAGACUUCCUAGCAAAGAUCAAUGGUGAUGAAAGAGACGGAGGGGGAUUGCAAAGAGUGAAGCGAGAUCAUAGACUAAUCAAAGAUGGAUUUAUAGUAGAACUCUCAGAUGGAGUUCGCAAAUUUAGACAUCUUUUCUUGUUCAAUGACUACAUCAUAUGUACAAAGAGAAAGAUAACAGCUAGGAGCGAGCAAUACGUGUGUAAAUGGUAUCUCUCCCUGCACGAUUUACAGUUCCAGCCCACAGAGAACUCAGAAGCGCCACAAGUUAUACCAGUGACAAGCAAAGGUGACUUUGAUUUACUGAAAAGCAGGAUUGCAAGCACCAAAGCAGAAAUCCGACGAGAAGAAGGAGUGAGCGGACUCAACAGUCCUGAUUCCUCACCUUCAAUGAAGCGACGUCGAGCACAAUCAGCCUCCAAAAUUGUCGAGAAACUGAAAAGGCGGCUAGCUGAACAGGAAGCAGCUCUUUUGUUAGCCAUUCCCAGUCUCCCGGUUACACUCUACCACAAACAGGGCAAGACAUACACAUUACUCUGUAAAACUGAUGUCGAAAGAGCAGAAUGGAAGGAAGCCAUCAUUCCUCUUUUGGAACAAAUUCAAGAUAAUACAAGUGCUGAAGUACAGCUUAGUGCGUUGGAGCUUCAUCACUUCCUAGAGGCUUGUAAGAAGCUGAGAACUCAGAGGUCAUUAGGAAAAGUAUCCAUGAAGGAAGACAAAAGUCUCCUCAAUGGACUGUUAUACGUUCAUAUACACUCUGGACGCGGAUUUCACAAAAACGAUCUCAGUUGCGUGAUAGAAGUUGAUCAUUAUGGACAGUUUGUUCGUAAAGCCAGGACAAAAACGUGUAAAGCUUCAACUGACCCUGUAUGGGACCAGGACUUCGAUGUCGAGGUAGAAGGAACAAGAGAACUCAAGCUGCAUGUUUAUAGCAAAAGCAGACUUAAUUUUGAUGAACACUGUGCGCAAGGAAAAAUAGAGCUUGUAAAGGAAAAUUUGAGGGAUCUGAAGAAACAGACCAUCACAAUAACCUUAGACAAGCAGGGUGCGGUAACGCUAUCACUACAGUAUUCCAAGACACCUCAUGGGAUUCAACGGAAGAAAUCUUACAGCGAGAAAGGUGUUUUUGGAGUUGAUAUUGCUACAGUUUCAAAACGAGAAGAAAGUGAUAUUCCCUUAGUUGUGAUUGGUUGUGUACAGGAAAUUGAGAAAAGAGGAAUAGAAGAAGUAGGAAUUUAUCGCUUAUCAGGAGCAACUUCAGAUGUCCGAAGGCUAAAAGACGCGUUUGACAACAACAGUCAAAGUGCUUUAGUGCAAGUUGCUGAGGCGGACAUCCAUGCUGUGGCUGGACUUCUGAAGAUGUACCUCAGGGACCUUCCAGAGCCACUCUUUACCGACGACCUUUAUAUCAAGUUUGUUGAAGCAAACGGAAUUAAAGAUCCCGAGGAAAAAAAGAAAAAAAUGAUGGAGUUGUUUGAAUCUUUACCCAAACCAAACCGGCUCACUAGUAUCUAUUUACUAGAUCAUCUAAGAAGAUUGAGUGAGCAUCAGGAACAGAACAAAAUGGGACAAAAUAACCUGGCAACCGUUUUUGGCCCGAACGUUCUUCGGCCUUCCUCGGCCGACACGGAUCCAACAGAUCUCGCUAAAGGAACACUCGAUGUCAUGAGUCAAGUCGGUAUCUUUCUGUGGUUCUUAAAGUUUUGCUCUCUCCAGCUCCCGGAAGAUCCACAGCUUAUGCGUAGACUGGAUCCGAAUAAAAACGUCGAAGUUGCGCCCGCGUUAGGGCAUGAGGACAGACUUAUUUGAUAUCCCACCAUGCACUUCAAAAGUUGACCUCGAUCUGAUGAUGUACUCACAAGAGCAUGUACAGUUAAAGUAAACGCGUAACAAUUAUAUGAAGGAACGAAGAACUGGGCGCACUAGUGUGUUCGCCGUAUUAGAAUAGUUAUCCUAGCUCCAAGGAGUUGCAGGUUUAAACAAUGGACGAGAAAUAUUCUCCAUUAUUUGACUUGAUUUAUAUUCGAAAUUAUAGGAGAAAACGUUGCAAAUGUUUGCACAGGUUAGUUCAUAGAUAUUUUAAUCAAAGAAAAAAUUUAGUUUACAGAUGUUUUUAUUGUUAAAGUUUUAGUUCUUUCAAAAUGGUUUUAUCUGUUUUAUUUUCGUAAUGUUGAAAUUCUACUCGAUAUCUUUAUUCGAUUUUUACACUUGAUUUUCGUGAAAAUGAAUGUUUAUUAAGACCUUUUUGUUCGUCUCCGUUAGUAAAGGAAGUCAUGAGACGGAAUUCUUAGCUGCUAGAUCAUGACCAGUUCAUCUUGCUUAGCUUUGUCCUCCGAACUAGUCAGAAGGCGCUCAGCGGAAGUUAGUUCUAUUUCUGUAAGCUAACUUUUCAUUGCGCUUCUCUGAGAGGGACCAAGCUGAUAAAGACAAACUGUUCGUAAUGAUGAAAUUUUGUUGAUAAUUCUUACUACUUUUUCAUGAAAGGUCUUUUGAAAUAGAUUGUUCAGGUUUGUCAACCAACCUUUUUGACGCAUAUGCUAAAUUUCUACUUUAAAUUAUGAUUCAGUCAACUUUCAGGAAAUGGAUCAAAAGAUUGUACUAUUCUAAGCGGUUAUUAUAUAUCCUAUAUACGAGCAACAAAAAAGGUAUCAACUAUACUAUGUCCUGAACAGAUAUUCGCAUUUUUAUAUGACGUAUAUAUUCGAUCAGUAGUCUUAGGCGUAAGUAAAAAAAGUCUCAGUUCUAAAUACGGAGGAGCUCUAAUAUCGAGUAGGAUUAUUUAUCAAACACCAAAUAUAUUAAGUUAUUUUAAUUGUAAAUUAAGGCGAAAAAUGUCGGUUGAAAUAAUUGAGCAAGAUAAACUUAUUAAGCAAGUAUUUUUGUCGACAGAAUUUCAAAAGAUUUCCUAUACACUCUUAAUGUUUUAGGUGAAAUCUAACCUAUUAUAGCAAUACUUUUACUGAGUUUCAAAAGCCAUGCGGAAUUGUCUGGUCUGUGAUUGGUUAAAGAAACUUUGUCCACAUCUCAAAUGAGAAGAUACAACAAUUAACCAAUCGUAGCAUGGUCACUCGCGUGAUAUUGGCGUGCUCCUAAUUGGCUGAAAUUUAGCAGGUUUGCUCUGGUUGAUGAACUGCAGGACGUUUCAAAUUCGAUCAUGGCAGAAACAGAGGAAUAGUAAAUGGAAAGGCUUAUGUGACGUUAUUUUGACGUUAAUGUUAAAGGAAAAUGACGUCAAUUUGAUGUCAUUGACAUGAAAGAAGAAAGUUGUUUACAGUAGCAUGGAAAUUACAAAUUCUAAACUGACUGUAAUCUUAAAGAAAUGGAAUGGUACAGUGUGUUGGAAGUUAAAGCUGUUGUAAACAAUUUUGAUAUUAAAAAAAAAAAAACGUUUGUUUC